Messenger RNA from Branchiostoma floridae (Florida lancelet), 969 nucleotides. RefSeq lists its product as uncharacterized. NCBI's taxonomy places the organism in Eukaryota, Metazoa, Chordata, Leptocardii, Amphioxiformes, Branchiostomatidae. The transcript has 7 exons. The coding region runs from base 95 to 877 and encodes 260 amino acids. The record is from RefSeq and is a predicted model, not a curated record.
AUAAAUCAGCUAACCUGCCCAUGUUCUACCUCACUUGAUUCAACCUCACAUCUUGCGCUAGCAGCAACUCAAGCAACGCCACAAAAACCACAAAAUGAAGGCCUUCAUCAUCUUCACCCUCUUCGCUCUCCUCGGCGGUUCCCAGGCCAGUCUCCUGGACGAACUGGCCGCUGCCACCACCGCCGCUUUCCAGGGUAUCCUCGACGAGGCUCAGCAGACCGCCCAGAACCUCGUCGACACCUACGUGCCCGUCCUCGGCCAGGCCGCCCAGCAGCUGGUGGGAGAAGCCAUCCAGUCGGCAGGAGAGUCGCUGACCGGCCUGAUCAGCGGCACCAAGCGCCAGGCUGACCUGCAGACCGAGAUCGGACAGAUCCUCCACGAUGGCGUCAUGGGUCUCCUGGAGGGCACCACCCAGACCAUCCAGGAGGUGCAGACCACCGUCACACAGACCGUGCAGAACCUCUUCGGCUCCGACCCCGCCCCGGCCACCAAAGGCUCUCUUAUCCGCAUGUCUAUUCAGGGUAAAGUUUCCAUCAAGAAGGCCGGCCAGAAGAUGAUGAAGACGCUGAACUACGCCAUCUCCAAGAAGACCCGCGGUUUCUUCGACACCCUGGCCUCCGGUGUGUCCACCAUCUUCCAGCCCGCCAUCGACCAGGCCUCCGCCAUCUUCAACAACCUUGUUGACUCCGCGACCGCCGCUGGACAGCAGGUCCUUGACCACGGCACCGCCCUGGUCAACAACGUCAGCGCCCAGCUGCAGCAGACCUACCAGGACAUCCUGAACGUGGCCCAGCCGUACGUGGAUGACGCCCAGACCAUCGUGUCCUCCAUCCAGAACCAGUUCCAGCAGACCUUCGGCGCCGACGCCACUGCCUAAAGAAACAAACAUCAAUAGGCACGAGUUGCAAUCAGAUACAACACGAUAAUUAUGCGUGAGAUUCUGUAUUGAAUAAAAUUCCAUCAGCAGAA